GCUUUUCCGAGAAUUGUCCCACAAGGCACAUCCUAAUCCAGAGUCUAUGCUUCUGAGUAAUGUACUCACAGACAGCAUGCCGAGGAUGGUACAGCCACAACGAAACUCUGCUAGAGCAUGGAGCAGGCUGGAAAAUCAAAAAACACACCUGAAAAAUCUUCGUCUGCAAUACCAGCUCUAUCUUCUUCUGAACAGCCAUAUUCUCAGCCUUUUAAAGAAUGAAACAGGACUAACCAUCUUCUUCCUGUGUACUUAUUUACCAAAGACAGCAGCUGGUCAUUGCAAGUGGGCAGAAGUUCUAAAAGAUYUGGAGCAGAUCAAAACAUCUGAUGACAUUGAUGUCAGUUUAUAUACUGCAAGCGCAGAUGAGGAUAAAGAAUGUCAAGAACUUGUAAUGAGAUGCUACUUCUUAGAAAUGAAAGUGAUUCUUCAUGAAUGUUAUAUAACAAAUUGUAGAAAAACACAAGAUGUAUUCAACAUUUUGAAAAAUGGAAACGCAAGCUUUGAAAAUAAGCAGGUAAAUUCCACAACAUCAAAAAAAUGCAAAGAAUGUGAGGAAUAUGAAGAAAAAAAUUUUAAAGAAUUUAUACAGAAUUUUUUAAAGGUUAUACAGAGGGAAUGCAAACAGUACCCUGACUAACAUGCUGGAAACCAAGAGAAUUCAAAGAAUCUGCCUCAGAGAAUUCUCACCAACAAUAAAMUAAAAAGUUUAUUUAUUUAUCGUCCAUACAAUUUUAAAUUCUACAUAUGUUGCACAAUGGACAAAGAAGAAUAAAAUUAUGAACAUAAUGGAUUUGUAACCGGAUAUACAGAAACACU
Nothoprocta perdicaria is the source of this 819-nucleotide messenger RNA. RefSeq names its product interleukin 15 (gene IL15). The transcript has 7 exons. Gene Ontology annotation, biological process: positive regulation of tyrosine phosphorylation of STAT protein; positive regulation of cytokine production; positive regulation of immune response. The record is from RefSeq and is a predicted model, not a curated record. The coding region runs from base 47 to 640 and encodes 197 amino acids. NCBI's taxonomy places the organism in Eukaryota, Metazoa, Chordata, Aves, Tinamiformes, Tinamidae. Gene Ontology annotation, cellular component: extracellular region. Gene Ontology annotation, molecular function: cytokine receptor binding; cytokine activity.